AUGUCGCGACGAAGCCCUGCAGCGGGCGGUAACGGCCCCGAGAGCUCUGAAACCCCCAAGGAUGCCGGCCAGGAUAAACAGAAGAUUCUCCUCUCUGCAGACACCGGCCACUUCAGCUUAAUCAGGGCCUUGCAUCUUGCUGAUUUUAUUACGGAACUAAAUGUGAUGUCGAUAUUUUCGUCGUUGAGAUACUGCCUAGGUGAAUCUCACCAUCACGGGAAUAUCUGGAUGGCUCUUGGCUUCAUUCCGUUCGGCCUCUUCUUCGACUUUAUGGAUGGAAAAGUUGCCAGAUGGCGGAAAAAGUCAUCGUUGAUGGGACAGGAACUCGACUCUCUGGCAGACCUGGUCUCGUUUGGCGUUUCUCCAGCAGUGGCAGCAUUUUCGAUCGGAAUCAGAUCGCCAGUUGACCACGUCCUACUCACUCUCUUUGUGCUCUGCGGUCUUACCAGACUUGCUCGAUUUAACGUCACUGUUGCAACACUCCCUAAAGACAAGACGGGGAAGUCGAAAUACUUUGAAGGCACUCCCAUCCCGACAACGUUAGUGCUUGUGGGGAUAAUGGCGUACUGGCUGUCUCAGGGUUGGAUCUUGGAUGACCUUCCACUUGGAGUGAUGCUCCCAGGCACCGCACUCGAAUUUCACCCCAUUGUUGGCAUGUUUCUUGUCAGCGGCUGCCUCAUGGUAAGCAGAUCUAUACAUAUCCCAAAGAUAUGA
This is a messenger RNA of Nannizzia gypsea CBS 118893, 714 nucleotides long. Its product is annotated as CDP-diacylglycerol-serine O-phosphatidyltransferase. Gene Ontology annotation, cellular component: membrane. The coding region runs from base 1 to 714 and encodes 237 amino acids. The transcript has 5 exons. NCBI's taxonomy places the organism in Eukaryota, Fungi, Ascomycota, Eurotiomycetes, Onygenales, Arthrodermataceae. Gene Ontology annotation, biological process: phospholipid biosynthetic process. The record is from RefSeq and is a predicted model, not a curated record. Gene Ontology annotation, molecular function: phosphotransferase activity, for other substituted phosphate groups.